UUAAAAGCUCGAAAAGCUCUUCGCUUUUCAAUCGCUCCCUCUCUUUUUCAGCAUAAUUGUUUCCAUAAUUGGAUUGGAAGGAGGAAUUUCGCAUUAUUUCUAGCGAUUAUGGGAGGGCGGCGAUGGUUGACGGUGUUGGUUUUGAUGUUUUUGAUUGGGGUUUCUGAAGGGAGAGAACUUAAAUUAAAACAUUAUGAUUACAGUGAUGUCUACAACAGUACUCUUGCUAGGAUACUUGUGGAAUAUGCAUCUGCAGUUUACAUGACUGAUCUAACUGAGUUAUUUACAUGGACAUGCUCAAGGUGUAAUGAUAUGACGGAGGGGUUUGAGAUGGUAGAGCUUAUUGUUGAUGUCCAGAACUGCUUGCAGGCAUUUGUUGGCAUUGCACAUGAUCUUAAUGCCAUUGUUAUUGCAUUCAGAGGCACCCAAGAACGCAGUAUACAGAACUGGAUUGAAGAUCUAUUUUGGAAACAACUUGAUCUGAACUACCCAGAAAUGCCUGACGCAAUGGUGCAUCACGGCUUCUAUUCUGCUUACCAUAACACGAGUCUACGUCCUGCGAUUCUGAAUGCUGUUCAAAGGAUCAUGGACUUAUAUGGAGAUAUUCGCGUAAUGGUAACUGGGCACUCAAUGGGAGGAGCAAUGGCUUCUUUCUGCGCACUUGAUCUCACAGUAAACUAUGGAAUUAAAGACAUUCAGCUGAUGACAUUCGGGCAGCCUCGUAUUGGCAAUACUGCUUUCGCCUCAUAUUUUGGAAAACACGUACCACACACAGUUCGAGUAACAAAUGGUCAUGAUAUGGUGCCACAUCUACCACCCUAUUAUUCUUAUUUCCCGUCAAAGACCUACCAUCACUUUGCAAGAGAGGUAUGGUUGCAUAAUAUUGGGCUAGGUAGCCUAAUCUACAUGGUCGAGAAGGUCUGCGAUGGCUCUGGCGAAGACCCGCAUUGCAGCAGAUCGGUCUCCGGGAGUAGCAUAUCAGAUCACACCAUGUACUACGGUAUUGAGCUGGAAGGCGAUACUUGGGGAUCUUGCAGAAUUGUAAUGAGUAAACAUAUUGCCGAAUACCGCUUGGAUCCCGCCGGAAACAUUCUUUUAUCAAGGGAACCGACAUUGCAAUCAAAUCUCCGACUAAGAGCGCAAACCAAUGAUAGACUCAGCUCUGUGUAAUAUCAUUUAUCAUCAUCACCACAUGAUUUGAAGGAUUUUCAAUUGUGAAUCAAAGGUGAGGAGUUGAGAAAACUCUACUCUUGCCUUUGAAAAACAAAGAAGCUUGUGAUGUUGUGGAUGGAGGAAUAGAACUUUUGUAUAUAUUUGUACAUAAACAAAUAAUGUAAAAGUUGUAUAUAUAUAAAUAUAUUUACACAGACACACACUGACGCUAAGAACAUUCAUUCUUGUAUUUCUUAUUUUUUCAAUGCAAAUAUUUUGCAU
Molecule: messenger RNA, 1434 nt
Organism: Dioscorea cayenensis subsp. rotundata (Guinea yam)
Lineage: Eukaryota; Viridiplantae; Streptophyta; Magnoliopsida; Dioscoreales; Dioscoreaceae
Product: probable feruloyl esterase A
Exons: 11
Coding region: 109-1170 (353 amino acids)
Biological process (GO): lipid metabolic process
Source: RefSeq, a predicted model, not a curated record